Molecule: messenger RNA, 2227 nt
Organism: Prorocentrum cordatum
Lineage: Eukaryota; Dinophyceae; Prorocentrales; Prorocentraceae
Source: the annotation of a GenBank genome assembly
AGCCGCUUGGGCCCACACAGCAUCUCCUCGAGCAGACCCACCGUGGGCGCGCGGGCGCGGUGCCGCGGAUGGGAUCGCCGCGAGACCUGAGCUCGCCCAUCCGGCAGUCCACGCCCGACGUCUCGUCCCUCCAGCCCGUGUUGAAGCACGAGCGCGGCUGCAGGAGCUUCGACGCCGACGGCGAGACGUAUUGCCUCCAGGAGGUCCUCGGCGAGGGCAGCUAUGGGUCCGUCUACCGCUGCCUGCGGGUCCGGGGCGCCGCCGUGUUCGCGGCGAAGAUCAUCGACACCAUGCGCAUCGGCUUUGUCGGCGGCCCGGAGGGCGUCCGCGCGGCGGAGCGGAUGGCCUCGCGGGAGGUGGACGCGCUGCGGAAGGUCUCUAGCCAUCCGGGCAUCAUCUCCUUGCAGGGCGCGUUCUUCUCGGACAGCACGCGCCAGGUCUUUAUCGUCACCGCCUUCGUGCCCGGGGGCCACCUGUUCUCGCACGUGGUGCAGCGGACGGUGCCCCUGAAGGAGGCGGAGGCGUCGCAUAUUGUGGCCCAGCUCGCCGAUGCGGUCUCGUUCUGCCACGCCCUCGGUGUGGUUCACAGGGACCUGAAGCUGGAGAACGUGCUCGUGUCGACCAUCGACGUGCGCCUGGUGGAGCGUCAGGACUCCUCUGGCGUGUCGGGUUGGCAGGCAGAAGAGCUGUUCUCCGUAAUAAUCUGCGACUUCGGAUUCGCAAAAUCACUGGAGCGCUUCACCACCCGCACGCCCAUCGGGACGAUGUCGUACACCGCGCCAGAGAUUCCAAUCGAGCGUGACGAGGCGAGGUCGUCCGCCCAGACCACGAGCAGGUGCGACUAUGACGCAUUCAAGGCCGACGCGUUCUCGAUGGGGGUGCUGAUGUUCGUGAUGCUGUGCCUGGGCUUCCCGUCCAAGGACGUGGGCGAGAGCUCGCACAGGUCUCACUCGCUCUGGCCCGCUCUGUCCAGCGACGCUCAGUUCCUCAUCGACGGCCUGCUCAACGCAGAUCCUAGGCAGCGUCUCGGCGUUCUAGAACUGUACAACCACCCCUGGGUGGUGCUGGCACAGGCGCACGACCACGGCGAGUCCUUCCAGCGCAGCGUCUCCAAGCAGAUGGUUCUGGACAAGGCCGAGCCCGAGCUCGGCCCCACGAGGCGUGCCCUGGCGCCGAAGCGGAACACCGGCGACCCGACGCAGGACCCCGCCCUGCCGGGCAUCCUGGGCCUCUGCCGGGCGCUGGUCCACGUCCAGCAGGAGCGCGGCAUGGCGUGCUGGGCGCUCGCGGGCACCGCCAGCCUGGGCGGCAUCUCCGUGUGGGACCAGCUGCAGUGGCACGUGCAGCUGACCGAGAAGCGGAUCAGCGAGGCCAAGGCCCUCAUGGACGAGCGCGCCCGCUCGCACGGGCGGCCCGAGCCGGACACCACGGAGGCGCACGAGGCCGACCUUGGCGCCCUGUUCGCCAUCCUGGCCGAGGCGCGCAAGCAGGUCUUCGGCGUGGCCCCGUUCGACGCCGUCAACACCCGAUCCAUGAUCUACAACAGGGCGUGCGGCGCGCUGAUAGGGCUGGUGGCGCGGCUCAUCGAGACGGCCAGGCCUGGCUGCCCCGAGGAGCUCAGCCGCGCCGCGCGCCGGUUCCGGCUGUGCGCGGUGGCCGUGGAGCAGCUGUGCAGGGAGCGCGCCCUGAUCUGUGGCCUGCGGCAGGCGGAUGACCAGCCCUGCCCGGAGAGGCCCGGGCAGCCCGGCGGCUGGCUGCCCAGCAACAGGCUGCACCGGCUGGCAGAGGUCCUGGGCGCGAGGAUCGGGCUUUCGCAGCGAGGGCUUUGUCCCAAGGUGGGGUUAGAGAACGAAGCCAGCUGGACGCUCGCAGUUCCUGCUUCCAGGGGCCACUCGGAGCGACUUUCAUCCAACCCCACCUCUGCCCCUGCCUUGCUACGUGUUCCCGGCAGGAAGAUCCUGCUGGGGACCGCGGCCAGCAGCAGGUGUAGCGACACCGUUGCGACGUCGACGGGGCUGCUCGGCGCCCUGCUGGGCGAGAGCAGGCCGUCGCUGCUCGGGGCGGGGGAGAUCGCGGAGCUCGAGCUCAUCGAGCAACGCAUGUUCUCGGGGGGCGGCGGGGAUCAGGCGCCGACGGAGGUGCUGUACCGGACGAUCAGCCGGAUGGUGAACGAGAUCCACUCGCGCAUCUCGGAGGAGGGCCAGCGGAGGCAGCGGCGGUUCCUCCC